Molecule: messenger RNA, 5056 nt
Organism: Pseudophryne corroboree (corroboree frog)
Lineage: Eukaryota; Metazoa; Chordata; Amphibia; Anura; Myobatrachidae
Product: oocyte zinc finger protein XlCOF6-like
Exons: 7
Coding region: 557-3577 (1006 amino acids)
Biological process (GO): regulation of gene expression
Cellular component (GO): nucleus
Source: RefSeq, a predicted model, not a curated record
GAUGUAAACGCAUCUUUAUUAUAUCACAUUACAUUUCCAGCUGCUGCCGCUGAUUUACCCGCUCCCGCUCACUGUCGCCUCCCUCCUGUUUACGUUACACACCAGGCUUCCGGCUUGUGCGUUCCACAUGACUUCCGGCCUGUGCGGUCCAACUUCCACCUGACUUCCGGCAUGUGCGUUCCAACUUUACCUAACUUCCGGUCUUUGCGUUACACCUGGCUUCCAGCCUGUGCUUCCGCCUGACUACCGGCGCUCUGUGGCAGCGGUAACAUUUUCCGGGUGACUGCUGAGUAGGUGACAUAGCUGUUUCUGGCUAAGGAUUACACGGUAGUGAAGACAUCCAGUGACCAUGAGAUGCCCAGUCGCCAUCUCCAUGAGUCAGGAGGACUGAGCAGGACCCAUCACCCCAUCCCGGAGCCUCCACCUUACUCACUGAUACAUGUGAGAGACAAUGAGCAGGAGAUCCUGGACCUCACCAACAAGAUCAUUCAGAUGCUGACUGGAGAGGAGGGGGGAGUAUAUAGAGGAACACAAGGGUCUGUACAAGGACGUGAUAAUGGAAAAUCACCAGCCUCACCAAAUCACCAGCCUCACAUCACUGGAUGGGCCCAGUAACAGAGAUUCCCCAGAGAGAUGUCCCCGUCUUCUGUAUUCCCAGGACUGUACAGAGGAGAAUCACAGGACCCCACGGGAGGAUCGGGGUGAAUGUCUGGCUGAUGUAAAUGCAAGAGAUAUAGAGGGAGAAGAAGAGACAUAUGUGAUUGAUAUAAAGGCAGAAGAUAUAGAGGAAGAAGAGAUGUAUGUGACUGAUAUAAAGGCAGAAGAUUUAGAGAGAGAAGAAGCAACAUAUGUGACUUAUAUGAAGGCAGAAUAUAUAGAGGGAGAAGAGACGUAUGUGACUGAUACUAUGGUAGAAGAUAUAGAGGGAGAAGAAGUGACAUAUGUGAAGAAUAAUAAGGCAGAAGAUAUAGAGGGAGAAGAAGAGACGUAUCUAACGGAUAUGAAGGCAGAAGAUAUAGAGAGAGAAGAGACGUAUGUGACUGAUAUGAAGGUAGAAGAUACAGGAGGAGAAGAGACGUAUGUGACUGAUAUGAAGGUAGAAGAUACAGGAGGAGAAGAGACGUAUGUGACUGAUAUGAAGGUAGAAGAUACAGGAGGAGAAGAGACGUAUGUGACUGAAAUGAAGGAAGAAGAGGAGCCACAUAUGAGAGGUGAUCAGCCAUGUAAGGAGGAGGAAAUCCCUACAGAUAUAAGCACAGUAGAUGGAGGUGACAGCAGCAAUAUCUCAGAAGAAUUUCUAAUUUUAUCUAAGGACUGUAAAACAGAAGAUAUCACAGAGGAUUCUCCAGAUGAAAAUCCCAUUACACAUCCAGUACAUCACAGUACAGAUAUUUCAUUUGAUCCCCCUAACCAUGAACAGUGUUCUCCUGAUAACUCACACAGUACAGCUUUUAGUUUAGCCACAAUCUCUCCCUGUUCUGUAGAUGGCAAAUGUUUUACACAGGACACAAAGCUUAUUACCCAUCAGCCAGCUAAGGCUGGUGUUAAGUUAUGUCCAUGUUCUGAGAGUAGGAAAGGUUUUAUACAUAAAUCACAUCUUGCUACACUUGAGAGAAGUCAGCCACGAGUGAAGCAAUUUCCAUGUACUGAAUUUGGGAAACGGUUUAAACAUAAAUCAGCUCUAGUUAUCCAUCAGCAAAUUCACACAGGUAACAAGCCAUUUUCAUGUUCAGAGUGUGGGAAAUGUUUUCCAAAGAAAUCAGCUCUUGUUAGACAUGAGAGAGUUCACACAGGUGAGAAACCUUUUUCAUGCUCCGAGUGUGGGAGAUGUUUUGCACGCCAAUCACAUCUUGUUACACAUAAGACAGUUCACACUGGUGUGAAGCCAUUUUCAUGUUCUGAGUGUGGGAAAUGUUUUCCAAAGAAAUCAGCUCUUGUUAGACAUCAGCAAAUACAUACAGGUGAAAAACCAUAUUCAUGUUCAGAGUGUGGGAAAUGUUUUGCAUGCAAAUCGGCUCUAGUAACCCAUCAGAGACUUCACACAGAUGAGAAGCCAUUUUCAUGUUCUGAGUGUGGGAAAUGUUUUGCACGUAAAUCAACUCUUGUUGCACAUGAGAGAAAUCACAUGGGUAAGAAACCUUUUUCAUGUUCAGAGUGUGGGAAAUGUUUUAUACAUAAAUCACACCUUGUUACCCAUCAGAGUCUUCACACAGAAGAGAAGCCAUUUUCAUGUUCUGAGUGUGGGAAAUGUUUUGCACGUAAAUCAACUCUUGUUCAACAUAAGAGAAGUCACACAGGUGAGAAACCUUUUUCAUGUUUAGCAUGUGGGAAAUGUUUUACAUAUAAAGCAAGUCUUGUUAAACAUGAGAGAAGUCACACAGGUGGGAAGCCAUUUUCAUGUUUAGAGUGUGGGAAGUGUUUUACCCAGAAAUCAUCUCUUGUUACACACGAGAGAAGUCACACAGGUGAGAAACCUUUUUCAUGUUCAGAGUGUGGGAAGUGUUUUACACAUAAAGCACAUAUUGUUAUACAUGAGAGAAUACACACAGGUGAGAAGCCAUUUUCAUGUUUAGAGUGUGGGAAAUAUUUUACAAAGAAAUCACAUCUUGUUAGACAUCAAAGAACUCACACAGGUGAAAAACCUUUUUCAUGUUUAGAGUGUGGGAAAUGUUUUACAUAUAAAACAAGUCUUCUUGCACAUGAGAGAAUUCACACUGGUGAGAAGCCAUUUUCAUGUUCAGCUUGUGGGAAAUGUUUUGCAUAUAAAUCACUUCUUGUUAUACAUGAAAGAAUUCACACAGGUGAGAAUCCAUUUUCGUGUUUAGAGUGUGGGAAAUAUUUUACAAAGAAAUCACAUCUUGUUAGACACGAGAGAAGUCACACAGGUGAAAAACCCUUUUCAUGUUCAGAGUGUGGGAAAUGUUUUACAUACAAAUCAAGUCUUCUUACACAUGAGAGAGAUCACACAGGUGAGAAGCCAUUUUCAUGUUCAGAGUGUGGGAAAUGUUUUUCAUAUAAAUCAUUUCUUGUUAUACAUGAGAGAAGUCACACAGGUGACAAGCCAUUCUCAUGUUCAGAUUGUGGGAAAUGUUUUGCAAAAAAAUCACAUCUUGUUAGUCAUGAGAGAAGUCACACAGGCGAGAAGCCAUUUUCCUGCACCGAUUGUGGGAGAUGUUUUACACAGAAAUCACAUUUUGUCACACAUCAGAAACUACACACAGAUGAGAAACCAUUUCCAUGUUCUGAGUGCGGAAAGUAUUUUAUUCAUAAAUCAUCUCUUGUUAGACACGAGAGAAGUCACACAGGUGAGAAGCAGUUUUCAUGUUCUGAGUGUGGGAAAUGGUUUGUAGAUAAGUAUGCUCUUGUUAGACAUCAGAGAAGUCACACAGGUGAAAAGCCAUUUGUCUGCUCUGAGUGUGGGAAAUGUUUUACGCAUAAAUCACAUCUUAUUAGACAUGACAGAACUCACACAGGUGCGAAACCAUUUUCAUGCUCUAAGUGUGGGAUAAACUAUGCACGGAAAACAACUCUUAAUACACAUAUGAAAAUGUGUACAGGAGAAAAGCAAUUUCCAUGAUCUGACAGGGUUUUAACAUUGUUCCAAAUGACGAAUGCAUGUGCAGAGUGGAGUUACCUGUGGAGACCCUGAAACACACUAAGGGCAAUUCAACUAGUACUAGGUUCAUUUCUGUAGAAUGUUCUGAGCCUUGCAAACCUUUUCUGACUUCUGGAUUUGUAAGGGAGGGGGGGAGUGCACUUCUUGGUCUGGACUUUCUCAGCCUAAUAACUUUAGAUUAAGCAGAGCUAGUCCAGACCACUAGCCAGAUCUAUAUACAGGUUGUCAUGUCUUUAGAAAAGGCAGAAGAAGUCUGAGGUUAGUAGCAGUAGUCAGUAAGGUUAGCAAGGCUCAGAGCAGCAUCUAGAAAUGGAGCUCAAUCACCUAGUACCUAGUACUAGUUGAGUCCCUCCUUUAUAGGUAUAGGGGUUGUGUAUCAGGGUGUGCACAGGUAACUCCACUCUGCACAUACAUUCGCCAGCAGACCUGACCUUAAACGUUGCUUUCUAUUCACAGUCCCAGACAAGGAUGUUAAACGCACAGUAUCCAUAAUACCUGGCCAACUUCUAAAAUUACUGACUCCUUCAAAGGAACAUGGCAGUACUGUGUAACAUAACACAGAUUGUGACCCUACACUGCUCCUUUCCAAGCAAACUCCAGGUGCUCUAGGUUAGCUAGGAUAUUUUUCAAUGAUUUUGCGUAUUAACCAUGCAGAAUGGACAGUUUUGACCAGAUGACAUGAAUUGUCUUCAACCUUACCGAAUGAAGAAAGGUGUUGCAAGAUUAAAUGAGAGAUUUCUUCAUAGCAUGCUUGUUGCAUUUGGAGAAGCGGUAACAAGCUUUUUUUCUUUUUCUUUUUGUGGAAGAAUUUGAAAUAAAGAGCCUGAUUUUAAGGUGGGAGUAAAGUAAAAAAGAAAAGAGCAAGUAACUGCAUCGGGGUAAAACCAUGCUGUGCUCUUGGUGGGGCAGAGAUUUAGAUUUGAAAAGGGGCAUGUCCAAAUGCAACUUUAAAUUGCAGUGAAAGAAUAAAGCUGCCUAGCAUGUGUGGGCUACAUGCAAAUGCAGCAAGUAUUUAUCCUGCACUGAAGAAAUAUAACCCACCCAAAUUUAAAUCUCACUGCACGUUACAUCUGCCCACCUGCAGGUAGAAUUUACUCUUCAAAGAAAAAGUUAAUGUAUUUGCACCUAUUGCACUGCAACAUGGUUUGUCUGGGUGCACAAUUACUUGCUCUGCUUUUGCCUUACUACCAAAUCAGAAUCAAAUCAGGCCUAAAUCCCGAGAAUGAGGUAGGAACUGUGAAACAAAAAUGACAAAAAAAAGUAAUAUUUUAAAUUGAUCUCGAUGUAUUUUAGAAUAUCCUGGCAUUAAGAAUUAUGUAACAUGUAUAUGUUAAAAAUUAUGUAUAAAGAUAUUUGUUUGUGAAGAUUAACCCAAAGGAUAUUUGAAGGCUUGUUACAAUGUAAUUCUCCUUGCUUUUGAUAAAGAUACCUGUUGUUAAA